Molecule: messenger RNA, 777 nt
Organism: Cornus florida
Lineage: Eukaryota; Viridiplantae; Streptophyta; Magnoliopsida; Cornales; Cornaceae
Exons: 1
Coding region: 1-777 (258 amino acids)
Source: RefSeq, a predicted model, not a curated record
AUGUUGAUCGCUAGGGGAGAGUUUGCAGGGUAUGUUCAAGGGCUGGUGCAAGAACAAAAUCGUCCAGCUGAGCAGGUCAAGAGAAACCAAAAACCAAACCACCAUAACGCUCAGCCCGUACGGAUUAUCAACGCAAUCCAUGGCCGACCUGAGCAGGCCACAGAAUCCGAGGAAUUGCUUCGAACAAGCCUCCGCCAAACGCAAAUGAAGAGGCGAGUAGGCAGUGUUAACACCCUGCACCAACAGAGCUCGGCCGUGCAGAUACGGUUCGAUAAAACAGACCUGAUGCGAGUUCAGAUUCCGCAUGAGGAUCCCUUGGUUGUUAGUUUGACAGUGGCAGAAUGCUUGGUACGAAGAGUGUUUGUCGAUUCGGGUAGCAGUGCGAAUGUCAUGCCUAGAGUCACUUUUGAUCGGCUUGAAAUUAAGUCAAAUGAGCUCAAGUCUACUGGAAAUCCGUUGUUAGGGUUUGAUGGCAAACGAGUCGAACCAAUCGGCACAGUGGAAUUGGUGGUCCGAGCAGCUGAGAGGGACUUAGUCGAACGUUUUGUGGUGGUGGAGAUCUAUCCCUCCUACAAUUUGUUGAUGGGGAGAAAAUGGAUCUAUAGGGUACAAGGAGUCUCCUCAACCCUACACCAAGUGAUGAGGUGCCUAAGCCCAGACAGGAGCAAGGUGAUUGAUAUCCAUAGGGAUCAGGUUGCAGCAAAAAAAUGCUAUUCAGUGACUCUAAAGGCCGCAGGGAAGGGAAAGGCUCCCAUCCGAUCUGUUAAUACGCAAUAA